Alexandromys fortis (reed vole) is the source of this 4644-nucleotide messenger RNA. RefSeq names its product alpha-1,3-mannosyl-glycoprotein 4-beta-N-acetylglucosaminyltransferase B (gene Mgat4b). Bases 2512 to 4158 code for a protein of 548 amino acids. Gene Ontology annotation, cellular component: endoplasmic reticulum-Golgi intermediate compartment; Golgi stack; endoplasmic reticulum. The transcript has 15 exons. The record is from RefSeq and is a predicted model, not a curated record. Gene Ontology annotation, biological process: protein N-linked glycosylation. Lineage: Eukaryota; Metazoa; Chordata; Mammalia; Rodentia; Cricetidae. Gene Ontology annotation, molecular function: acetylglucosaminyltransferase activity.
GCCUCAUUUUUAGAUGGCUGUAAGCCACCAUGUGGUUGCUGGGAAUUGAACUCAGGACCUCUGGAAGAGCAGUCAGCGCUCUUAACCUCUGAGCCAUCUCCCCAGUUCCCAGAUCAUCACACUUUAAAACAUAAAUACACUUUUUCGUUUAGUUCACGUCGGCAGUGAGUGCUUCACCACUUGGCUACCGCUCCAACUGAUACACUAUAGUUGCUUGAUUUUUAGAUUUAUCUGUGUGUGUUUGUGUGUGUGCUCUAGUGCUUGCGCACAUACUGUCAAGCUUGGAGCUUGGAGGUGUCUGAUCCCCAUGGAGCUGGAGUUACAGGGAAUUGUGAGCCACCUGAUAUGGCUGCUGAGAACCUAACUCGGGUGCUCUAGAAGGAUAAGAGUAAGCAGUAAGCACUCCCCCCCCACACACACACAGAGUUUCUCUGUAGCUUUCGAGCCUGCCUUGUAGACCAAGCUAGCCUUGAACUCCACAGAGAUCCUGCCUCUGCCUCCCAAGAGCUGGGAUUAAAGGUGUGCGCCAGCAAUGCCAGGCAGCAGUUUUAACUGCUGAGCCAUCUCUCCAGCCUCAUUGUUUUGGGGACAGUUGCAUCCUGUAACUCUACUUAGCUUAGACUUUGGAAUUGUCUAUGUAUAUUAAGCUGGUCUUAGACUUUCUUUUGGCGGGACAGGGACUCACUAUGCACCUCUGGCUGGCCUGGAUUUCACAGCUCCGCUUGCCUCUGAUGCCCAAGUGCUGGGAUUAGAGGCAUGUACUACACUAUACUGGCUCCACUAUUUUUUGUUUUGUAUUUUUUUUUAAACAGAGUUAAGAUUUUAUAUGACCAAAAUGAAAACCUGCUCUUCUUUGCAACACAGAGAAGAUACCUAUGGAAACACAGAAAAACAAACUGGAACAGUUUCCUUCAGAGGGCUCCAACAAGAUCAAGUGUGGAAAUAAGGCUGUAACCUGCUAGAAGGCACUCCAAACUGUAAAACGGUGGCUUUCUAGCUGUGCCUUGCCUUCUGUGGGUCACCUGACACCCCUCCCACCGCCCCAAGAUUUUACUGUGCAGUCCUGGUUGGCCUCUUGAUCACAUACCCGGAGGGGACACCAUCCCCAGCGGGGGCCCUCCUGGACGUACACAUAAAUGCGCGCGCGCGCGCGCGCGCGCGCGUGUGUGUGUGUGUGUGUGUGUGUGUGUGUGUGUGACCACAGCUAGCAUGCGAAGAUCGGAGAACAAAUCGCAGGAGUUGUUUCACUUCUUCCACCAUGUGUUUCCCGAGGAAUGGAACUCGAGUUAGUAGCAGUCAUCACGCCCCCUGCGUAGCUCCAUUUUACAAAGUAGCAUUUGGUUCCAUUUUGAAUGGCGGUGAGGCCCAAGCAGGGAAGUAGACAUGGGCGCUACCAAAAAUGCAUGCCCAGAAGCUGCCCUCCUGGCCCAACCAGUCCUUUCAUUAUGUGUCCAGUUCCCGGUUCAGCAGAGGCCUGGGGGGAAGUCUGUAAUGAGUCCCUGUAUGAAAGUGCAAGACCAGAACAGCAAUAAAAGCUGAGGCGGUCGCUGUACAAAUUGGAGCCAGAGCCCGGAGUCACCCCGCGGACCUGGUGCCCCUCUAAACUGCAGGUUGAGCCCGACUCUCGCCCACGGCACGCUGGCACCGGGAAGCUAGCCGGCUGGGCUCCGGAGGGUGCUCCACACCUACAAACAACGACUCUGUUACUCCUGAGAGCGGCCCAUUGUCCUUGUUCCAUAGAGUAGGAGCGCCUCCCCCGUCCACAGCAUACCAUCCGAGGCGCAGCAGAGAAUGUCUUGGGAAGGCGGUGCUGGUGGGCGCAGGAGAGGGCAGCGGGCACUCCUGGCCGUGCCGGUUAUCUAGAGAGAACCUCAGCCGGGUCUCUCGGGUCCCCUCCCAAGCCUAGACCCUCUCGAUCCGGAGGAAGGCUUGAAGGUCCAUGAGAUCUUCCUGGAAGCCGACUUGUGGGGCUGGCCCCUCCGUGGUCUGUCCCUGCUGCACAGGAGCUGACCUUCAUUCAUCACCACCGUAGCCUCGACUUUCCUGAGACUAGACCACCUCUCUCUCGGGGCGCGCUAUUCCACGCGCAAGCCGUGGCCCCGAGUCGGGCCCACCGAGAUCCCGGGCGCUGGCCUCCCACCCCGCCCCCUCGUGGUGCUCCCAGCGGCAGCGGGUGAUGCGGCCCCUUUAAAUCCCGGUCGCCCCGCCCUUCGCCGUCGACUCGGCGGCGGUCCCGGAUCCAGCCGGGCCGCGGCUCUUGCCGCCUUGCCCAACCCUGCCCGGCCCCGGCCUCUGACCGAGGCCGCUAGUGCCGCGCGCCGCGGAGGAGCAGCCCGUCCGGCUCCCGCCCGUCCCUAUUCCCGCCCAGACCGUAGCCGCCUCUCCCGGGCCCGCAGCUCCCCCGCGCUCCGGGGCCGGGGCCCCCGCCGCCUCCCGGCCCCCGCGCCCCGGCCCCGGUUCCCCGGGCCAUGCGGCCUCGGCCCCGCCGGCGCCCGCCGCGCACUGGGGGAGAUGAGGCUCCGCAAUGGCACCUUCCUGACGCUGCUGCUCUUCUGCCUGUGCGCCUUCCUCUCGCUCUCCUGGUACGCGGCGCUCAGCGGCCAGAAAGGUGACGUGGUGGACAUUUACCAGCGGGAGUUUCUGGCACUGCGAGACCGUUUGCACGCGGCUGAGCAGGAGAGCCUGAAGCGCUCUAAGGAGCUAAACCUGGUGCUGGACGAGAUCAAGAGGGCAGUGUCUGAGAGGCAGGCUCUGCGGGACGGAGAGGGCAAUCGUACUUGGGGACGCCUAACUGAGGAUCCGCGACUGAAGCCGUGGAACGUCUCGAACAGGCACGUGCUUCAUCUGCCCACUGUCUUCCACCAUCUGCCACAUCUGCUGGCCAAGGAGAGCAGUCUGCAACCCGCAGUGCGGGUGGGCCAGGGCCGCACGGGAGUGUCCGUGGUGAUGGGCAUUCCAAGCGUGAGGCGCGAGGUGCACUCGUACCUGACUGACACAUUGCACUCGCUCAUCUCGGAGCUGAGCCCACAGGAGAAGGAAGACUCAGUCAUCGUGGUGCUGAUCGCCGAGGCGAACCCACAGUACACCUCGGCAGUGACAGAGAACAUCAAGGCCUUGUUCCCCACAGAGAUCCAUUCUGGGCUCCUGGAAGUCAUCUCCCCUUCCCCUCACUUCUACCCUGACUUCUCCCGCCUUCGAGAGUCCUUUGGGGACCCCAAGGAGAGAGUCAGGUGGAGGACCAAACAGAACCUCGAUUACUGCUUCCUCAUGAUGUACGCACAGUCCAAAGGCAUCUACUAUGUGCAGCUGGAGGACGACAUUGUAGCCAAGCCCAACUACUUGAGCACUAUGAGGAACUUUGCCCUCCAGCAGCCCUCUGAGGACUGGAUGAUCCUGGAGUUCUCCCAGCUGGGCUUCAUCGGGAAGAUGUUCAAAUCAUUGGAUCUGAGCCUGAUUGUGGAAUUCAUCCUUAUGUUCUACCGAGACAAGCCCAUCGACUGGCUUCUGGACCACAUCCUGUGGGUCAAAGUCUGCAACCCUGAGAAAGAUGCGAAACAUUGUGACCGGCAGAAGGCCAACCUCCGGAUCCGCUUCAAGCCGUCCCUCUUCCAGCAUGUGGGCACUCACUCCUCACUGGCGGGCAAGAUCCAGAAACUGAAGGAUAAAGAUUUUGGAAAACAUGCUCUACGGAAGGAGCAUGUGAACCCCCCAGCGGAGGUGAGCACAAGCCUCAAGACGUACCAGCAUUUUACCCUGGAGAAGGCCUACUUGCGAGAGGAUUUCUUCUGGGCCUUCACACCUGCUGCAGGAGACUUUAUCCGCUUCCGCUUCUUCCAGCCACUGCGCCUUGAGCGGUUCUUCUUCCGUAGCGGAAACAUUGAGCACCCAGAAGAUAAACUCUUCAACACUUCCGUGGAGGUGUUGCCCUUUGACAACCCACAGUCAGAGAAGGAGGCCCUUCAGGAGGGCCGCUCAGCCACUCUCCGGUACCCUAGGAGCCCUGAUGGUUACCUCCAAAUUGGCUCCUUCUACAAGGGUGUGGCCGAGGGGGAAGUGGAUCCUGCCUUUGGGCCCCUGGAAGCACUGCGCCUCUCCAUCCAGACUGACUCCCCCGUGUGGGUCAUCUUGAGUGAGAUUUUUCUGAAAAAGGCCGAUUAAAUGGAAGGUUUCCAAGGGUGCUCCAUGGCCGGCUCUGGAGCCCACGGUUCCAAGGGUGGUGUUGCUGCUGCUGCUGCUGCUGCUGCCGCCGCCGCCCCAAAGGACCAGGCAUAUCCACCCCACCCAAAGGGUUCUGCCUGGCAGGCGGCUCGGGCUGGCCUGGGGUCCACCGCUGGCCCGGAGGCCCCAGAAGCUGGUGCUGCGCCGGGCCGCGAGAGGAGACAGGCGGCCCCCACACUGUGCCUGAGGGCCGGCCUGCUGCCGCCCAAAAAGAACCGAACCGUUUGCCCCUGGCCGGUCGGCUUGAGCCAGGCCGUUUUAGAAGAGCUUUUUCUUGGGCGCCCGCUCUUUGCGGCGCGAACACUGGAAUGCAUACACUACUUUAUGUGCUGUGUUUUUUAUUCUUGGAUACAUUUGAUUUUUUCACGUAAGUUCGCAUAUACUUCUAUAAGAGCGUGACUUGUAAUAAAGGAUUAAUGAAGUGUA